AUGGAAGAGUGGAAGGGUGAGAGGAAAACUCCCCUUGAGGGGGAGGAGGAGGAGGAGGAAGGAAAUAAAAAGGGAAAGGCGUCGAGAGCAUUCUGCAAUGUAGACUCCAUCCUUUUCUUCCCAUCCGCCUCCAUCGGGAACUAUGUCACCUUUGCCCGGAGCCUCCCCACCCUGCCCGAGCUUUCUGUGUGUCUCUGGCUCCAUGUGGAGGCUCAGCACAUCGGGACGCUGCUGUCCUAUGCCACCGAUGACAACGACAACCAGUUAGUCCUGUAUGGACGCCGCUCCUCUUUCUCCUCCUCCUCCGCCUCCUCAUCGAAAGCCCUGGACUUUGUCGUGGGAGACCCCGUCUACCGGCGCCUCCCGGCGGGCUACAUCUUGGACGGCCACUGGCACCACCUCUGUGUCAUCUGGUCCUCCAUCCAGGGCCGUUUCUGGCACUACACCGACCGCCGCCUCACCUCCUCGGGGUCCAACUUCCAGAAGGGGUGGGAGGUUCCUGGAGGUGGCUCCGUGGUGCUGGGGCAGGAACAGGACACGGUGGGUGGGGGGUUCGACCCCGCUGAGGGGUUCGCUGGCCGCAUGGCGGGUUUCACGGUAUGGGACCGCAUGCUGAGCCGUCGGGAGGUGGAGGGAGUGGCCGAGGGGCGGGGGUUGCCCAGAGGGGUGGUGCUUGGCAUGGAGGAUAUUGCGGAGGUGCAUGGCGAGGUGAAACAGGUGGCGUGCGAGUGUUUAGAGUACUGUAUGUGAUAUAUUUACUCAGGUGGGUUUAAAUGGAGGUUUUGGUUCCAGAACACUAUCCUAUUAAAGGUGGAACGUGUAAUGUUUCUGCUGUUCUCGUGUGUAAUGUGACUUGUAAACAUCAUUCGAUGAGAGGUGGCUUAUUAAAACAAAAUGAACAACUCACAGUGUCCCCAUACCCCGAUUCUAUAGAGUCAACGGUAUAGGAGCCGAGCCAACUGAGGUCAUGUCCGCACUAAUCCCGAGGAAUUGAAAAACGCAGUUUUCUUGUCGAAAAUGUGUCGAACGUUUUCUGUUCACACUAGUGUUUCCAGAUUGGAUUAGAAAAGUUCACCGUCCACAUUGAAACAUCAAAACGCCGCUCGUCACGUGGCUGGGAGGUUCGUAUCCCAGACUCGCCGUAACCGGUCACGGCCAGAGCGUCCACGGGGUCAGGCCUUCAUUAGGCCACCCUUACCCGAGGGACAGUGGGUGUAGAUCGGUGUAGUGUUCGGGGACUCGUCGUUCUCCGGCGACCCCUCUGGCCCGUCCGGGCGCCUGCAGCCAAGCAACCGAAAGCGUUCUCCCUACGCCUCCUUCGCGGCCUGAAGGUGAUGCAAUCCAUGCGAGGCUUCAACGCGUAAACUAGCGAGAGCAGCCGGUACGAGUUUGAAGGAUGCUGGUGUUACGACUAUCUCCUUCCUGUGGCAACGUGAGCCAGGGGAGUUAUUCGAAACAUCGAAACAAUAGAGGAAUGCUAAAGCCUCUCUUAUUGGGCAUUCACACGCAACUUGAACUGGCAGCUUUACACCUGUAGCAAAUUCCGGGGGCAGCCGGGACUCCGCUGCAGCCAGGAAUCGAACCCGGGUCGCCCUCCUCACAGGUAACUGCGCUAACCAGUCAACUAAAGGGUCGACUCUUUAGCUAAGGGCUAGCGAGUCUACUCAUCUGUGGUGGUUACACUAUUCCCAUCCUUUGGGAAGCGCGUCCCCGUGCUUCAGCGAACCAGCUCCCUCACGCCUCUGGGCACACGUGCUUCCGAUGGCCUCACGGUCUCACCAUCCCACUUCCGACUCCAGUGUGGCGAAUUCAGGGGCAUCCGGGAAGCGAACCCGGGUCUCCUGCACCACGGGCGACUGCGCUAACCAAGCAACUAAAGGGUCCGACCUGUUAGACAAGAGCUAGCGAGUCUAGUCAUCCGUGGUCGUUACACACUAGUCACAAGACAAUCUCACGUCAGCGCUUUCUAAAAGCUACAUUUUUGUCAUCCACACAACUACACCAGACUUGGCAUUUCGAAAUUCAUCCACUUGGAAGAGCAUUUCCAAAAAGAUAUGGAUUUGGAGGUCGAAAAUGUCAGGCUAGCGUGGAUAGAGGGCCAAAAUGGAGGGGAAAAAAAUUUGCAUCUUCAAAUUUAUCCAUUAGUGUGGUCAUGACCUGAGUAUUUUUGUCUCUCUUUGAUGUCCCACGACGUGGCUUAACGACUUGGCUUAACGACUUAGCUUAGAUUCUCAGCUUUCAGUGAGCUUGCAGCAAACUCGACCAAAGGCUUUGAAAAUGGCGGAUGUUGGCCAUUGUACUGAAUAUCCACGAUAUUGCUAUUUGUUUUUUGUCCUGCCUGCAUUUGUGGUUGUUCCUCACAUGGUUAAAUGAUAGCGGUUGGCACUCAGGUAGAACUUACACAAAUGGCGCCUUUAAGACAUUUCAUAGAUCACUGCUGGGACAUGUUCUUAAACACCUUCAUCCUUGCGGGGAGUUCAGAGGUCACACUUGGAGGCUGUUUACGCCUGACAUUAACAUGUGUGUUGGGUGAUCCGAUCACAAGUGGACAGUUAUAGGUACGUCAGAUCACGCCUGGCAUUAGAAUGCAUCUAAACAUGUGUCUGUAGUGACCACUUGUGAUUGGAUCUCAUCUCCCUGCUCUAUAUGCAAAUAAACACGUACGUCAUUUCCAUUUGCAGAGACCAAAUGCGUUGUUGUUUUUAACUGGCGGGGGGGCAGUGAUGCACUACCCAUGCCUAGCCUGCCGGAAGUUAAAAGAAGUUUGCAGAGACCUUGGCGCACGGGCAAAAUCAAAACAAUACAGACUCGGGCUACUCCUUGGCGUGUUCCAGGAAAACUAAAUCGCCCGAGAUAGACGCACUUGCAUUGGUGUAAUGAGUCAGCUCCGGGCCCCAAUGCAAGAUUGAUUACUAGGAGAACAUACCACCGUGCUAUAGAAGAGGAGUCAUAAUAGCAAGGCCAAGAUAGUGAUAGCCUACUUAGCAACCUCUGGUGUCAGAGCGCCAUAACAAGAUGAAAACAUAAUCGGUGACAGCGCAUCUUGACACGGAAGGAAACCUAAUUGGCAAGAGCACGCCUCGACACAUGAAAACUAUCUAGGGCGGCACACCCGCACACUGACAACAUGACUCUUGUCUACACAUCGUAGGCCUUAUAAACCAAAAACACAAGUGUGUAGGUUCAAGAAUCGAGAAGAACUUUAUUGUCACUGUGCCAAGCACAAUGACAUUACAGGCGUGUCAGCCUCAAAAUGGUGCAUACAUAAGAGAUAAGAAAUAUAAAAUAUCGGCAAUAAAAAGUACAGAGUCGAAACAAUAUAAGUGCAACAUAUAAGCAGUGUAAGGUAUAAAAUACGAUACAGUUAACGAUUAAGUACAACUUACGAGGUGCAGAAACAUCAUCAGCAGAAAUGCAGUGAAGGUGUGGUGGACAGAUAUGAAGUGGCUUACAGUGACAUGCGAGUCAAUAAUCCAAAUAUUGCACGUGCCCAAUGGUGGCAGCACAUCAGUCGCCUUGGACUGAGGAGAUGUCUGAGUUCACUGGUGCCACAGCUUUUUGGAAAGAAGCUGUUUUUCACUUUUUGUUUUAUAAGUCAGAUGAUGAAUAAGUUCUACUUGCAUCGUAGGUGCACUCCCCAGGCUUUUCACUGUGUGAAGUCUUGACACUUCGCCAGCUAGCUAACUCUUCUGUGUGGAUUUUGCUAUGCAGUAGUACACGUGUCCAUGAUUAUGCGUGGGCACACUCUGCACAUGUUUGAGCGUACCACAUACCGUAGACUCAGUGCUCGAGAUCUUCGAUACGGUAGUGGUGAGAUGAAGAGGGGUCCGUGCGUGCGGGCCCUAAACUGUUGCAGACCCCAAUGUAGCUGCAUUACCUGCUUAAAUAUGGUAGCUUUGCGUCUAUCCACUCGAUGGGCUUUUCAAAAUUUUCAGACAUCGUGGACAAAGUUGUUUCGCACAUAUGACACGGGCGUGCGAAUGAAUACGUACUUCUGCUUAUGCAGAUGACAUCGGUUGAGUAUGUUGUCCUUCAAUGUGGCCUAGCCCUUCUGUUGUCUUACGGGUCAAAAAGGCCCAUAACGGUGUUUAACGGCAGAGAAAAGACUCUAAAUGAUAUUUUUUCAACCUGAAAUGUGACGACUUUUCCUAGAGUGACCUCAACAUUAGAAAAAGUGCCAUUUUUUUGUUCGCAUUUCCAUGAAAGCUGUACACCACUAGGGUACUAGAAUUCUCUUAGGGUCAUGUUUGACCCUAUAAAAACGAGUUGUGGUCGCUGAUUAAAUGCAGUCUUCCUGCACUGUGAAGAGGGAAAACCCCAGAUAGUCACAAAGUUUGUGAUGAAUGACAGCUUGUUUCUUCGUGCAAAAUAGAUUUGGGGGUUAAAAUUAAAUUGCUUUAAUUUAGAGGUUUAAUGAAGGCACAUCAUAAACGACCCUUAAGACAAGGGCAGCAUACAGAAUGGGUGGACAACACAAGGGCUAGCACACAUUCGCAUGCACAGUACUAAAAGAGAAUGUGGCCAUAAGCGGCCCAGACCACCUCUGAACGUGGUCUGAGUGAUUGGGUCUCAAUUCAUCCUCACUGCAUCUUGGGUGCAUUCACGCCUGUACCUAGAGCUGUCCACUUGUGAUCGGAUCACCCAAGACACAUGUUAAUGCCAGGUAUAACAAGGCCUAAGUUACUGAGCAUCAUCACCCCUGGAAGUGGUUGAGAUUUAGCGUCUUGCUCAAAGGUACUUAGGCACGCCAGAUCUACGUUUAAGAGCAGUAUUUCUUGAACACAAAGGCCGACCUUGCCUCUCGAAUCCGUUUUUGCUAAAAACUGUGAAUUCGUCUAUCAAAUGUCAAAAACAGAUGCUUUUAUAUUCUUAGAUAUUUUGUAGAUGAGGUACCUUUCAUCGGCUUGUAUAUUCUACACCAACCUAUAGUAACCUGUACCUUUAUACGAGACAACUUUGGGGUUUUUUCCUGGACUACAGGAGCACAAUAAACAACCAGUAGGAUAAGAACGUAUCACCAUAUAAGGGUGAUUGAUAGCCAGAUCAGUCUGUUAACUGGCUGCGGAUGGAAAGGGCUACUGCCACAGUUGCCACAUUGUGAGUCUGUGACUGAACCGCCAACAGAAGCUGAUUUUGUGAUCCAUAGUGUUAUUUCAAAAAAUAAAUAAAAAUCAGU
Messenger RNA from Lampris incognitus (smalleye Pacific opah), 5176 nucleotides. RefSeq names its product pentraxin-4 (gene ptx4). The record is from RefSeq and is a predicted model, not a curated record. The transcript has 2 exons. Lineage: Eukaryota; Metazoa; Chordata; Actinopteri; Lampriformes; Lampridae. Bases 1 to 750 code for a protein of 249 amino acids.